This is a messenger RNA of Ochlerotatus camptorhynchus, 1652 nucleotides long. RefSeq lists its product as uncharacterized. Bases 64 to 1131 code for a protein of 355 amino acids. The record is from RefSeq and is a predicted model, not a curated record. Lineage: Eukaryota; Metazoa; Arthropoda; Insecta; Diptera; Culicidae. The transcript has 2 exons.
UUUCCACUCUCAACACUUUAGUUUUAAAUUUUCUUUAAAAAGUGCUUAAACCCGUGCAAAAUUAUGGGUUUCGUCGAAGACGAAGUGGACGAGGUGUCCCGCUUGUGUUGCAAUGUACUACCCGACUCGAAGCUGGUCACCUGCAUGAGUACCCUGAUUCGUGUUGAUAUCUAUCAAACCGAAUCCCGCCAGCUGACGGCCUGUCUGCGGUUUCCCGUUGACUAUCCUCGCAACAAGCUAUUGAUGGAGUUCAAAAGCAAGACCAUGUCCCUUACGUUCCUGGAACGGUUCACGAAGAUAUGCGACGAAAAGGCACUGGAAUUUGGCGGUAAGCCACAGGUGAUGAAAAUGCUUAAGUUUGUAGAUGCAUAUCUUCGGGAAAAUCCUCUUUGCAUCGUGACGGAGGAAAUCUUCAACAUCAAAACGUUGCUGGCGGGGACGUACGGUGAGUUGAAAUUGCGACAGAAAACAUCCUGCGUUGGUCUGACGGCGAAGGGCGGUUCGCUCUACUUCAAGGCAAAAUUCCACGUUCCGGAACAAUACCCAGACCAGAGGAUUCAGUGGGAAGACUUUGAUUGCAACCUUCCCCCGCCGUUAUUCCGAUUCGUCGAUGGGCAAGCCAAGGAAAUUGCCCGUCAAUGCGUUGAACCACCGCUGAGGCAGCUGAAAAAUAAUCCGGUGUUCACACCGAAGCCGAGCUUGGAACGAACCCUUCGAUUCAUAGUUGAAGCAAUGAAGGGUUUCCCGCACGAACGGUGUCCCGUUUGCAAUGAGCAUUCGCUUCCGCAGGACUCGGCUGAUGUGAUACUUUCCGAAGAGGACGACAAGUACGUCAUUCGAAUGUUCUGCGGACACGUUUAUCAUCAGGAGUGUUUGAGGAAAUUCAUGAGUGAACCUCCGUUUCCACUGGGUGGCAAAAUUUGCCCGGCGACGAAGAAACAUCCCCGCUCGGAUAGGCGUGGCGGUGGUAAAAUGAAGGCCAGUGGCGGCACAGCUGGCAGUGAACUCUGCCAGCAAAGGGUAACGCACGACAAGUGGGGGUUGAAUGACGUCAAAUCGGCGGAAGCCAAAUGGGCCCACCAGCAGGCAAGGAUUCGCGAGCUGGAGGAAGUGAUAGAUUUUCUGCAGUAGUUGUUUUUGGUUUUCAUUCAUUCUAUAGAACAUAGGAAAGGAAAAAAAAACUGUGGCUCUCUGAUUUGUGAAGGAAGAAAUUCGGAAUUUAAAACUUAUCUUCUGUUUUGUUAGUCGCGUAGCGUACCUCUUGUUUGUAGAAACUGAUCAAAUUUAUACAUUUUGCCGACUGGGCAUCAUCCGGAUCGUAACCAAUCGCUAUUUAAAGCCACGUUGGAUAUCUUAAUAAGCAAUGCAUCGCUACUGUAACAUGUAACAUAAAUGUUGUACAAGGUAUAGAAGAGAAUAUAAACUGGAUAGGAAUUAAAUGUGGUCAAACAAAUUAUUACUUGAAAAUUUCCCACGGAGCUAAUCAUAAUCUAUUUUGCUUUAUUUUUUAAAAACUGAGAAAACAGAGAUUAGAACUUGUGCUAGGUAGGGUCUGUCUACAAAUGACGUCGUAUUUUAGGGAUGCCACGUCUGCAAAAGUUGUGAUUGUAAAGUCCUGUCGGAGGUUUUCUCAUAGAUACCGCUAAGGUACA